CAGUGCAGGGAUUUCACGGCCCACACGGGGUAUGAGGUGCUGCUGCAGAGGCUGCUGGAUGGCAGGAAGAUGUGCAAGGAUGUGGAGGAGCUGCUCAGGCAGAGGGCCCAGGCGGAGGAGAAGUACGGAAAGGAGCUGGUGCAGAUUGCGCGCAAGGCCGGGGGCCAGACAGAGAUCAAUUCCCUGAGGACCUCCUUUGACUCCCUGAAGCAGCAGACAGAGAAUGUGGGCAGUGCACACAUCCAGCUGGCCCUGGCCCUGCGUGAGGAGCUGCGGAGUCUAGAGGAGUUCCGUGAGAGGCAGAAAGAGCAGCGGAAGAAGUAUGAGGCUGUCAUGGACCGUGUCCAGAAGAGCAAGCUGUCACUCUACAAGAAGACCAUGGAGUCAAAGAAGGUAUAUGACCAGAAGUGCCGGGAUGCAGAUGAUGCUGAACAGGCCUUUGAGCGUGUGAGUGCCAAUGGCCACCAGAAGCAAGUAGAGAAGAGCCAGAAUAAAGCCAAGCAGUGCAAAGAGUCCGCCACAGAGGCAGAGCGAGUGUACAGGCAAAAUAUUGAACAGCUGGAGAGAGCAAGGACCGAAUGGGAGCAGGAACACCGGACCACCUGUGAGGCCUUCCAGCUGCAGGAGUUUGACCGGCUGACCAUCCUCCGCAACGCUCUGUGGGUGCACUGCAACCAGCUCUCCAUGCAGUGUGUCAAGGAUGAUGAGCUCUAUGAAGAAGUACGGUUGACACUUGAAGGCUGUAAUGUGGACGGCGACAUCAAUGGCUUCAUCCAGUCCAAGAGCACGGGCAGAGAGCCCCCAGCUCCAGUGCCUUAUCAGAACUACUAUGACCGGGAGGUCACCCCACUAAUUGGCAGCCCCAGUGUCCAGCCAUCCUGCGGUGUGAUAAAGAGGUUCUCUGGGCUGCUGCAUGGAAGUCCCAAGACCACGUCUUCUCAACCUCCUGCUGCUUCCACGGAGAAUCUGGGUCCCACUCCUGAUCGGAACGAGUUGGUCUAUGCAGCCAUCGACGUGCAGGCGACACAGGGAAACCUUACCGCAUCAGCCCAGGACUACCGGGCGCUCUAUGACUACACGGCACAGAAUUCCGAUGAGCUGGACAUUUCUGCAGGAGACAUUCUGGUGGUUAUCUCGGAAGGAGAGGAUGGCUGGUGGACAGUGGAACGGAAUGGACAGCGUGGGUUUGUCCCUGGGUCCUAUUUGGAGAAGCUCUGAGGAAAGAACAGUAGUACCCACGCACCUCGGCCCUGACGGUGAGGUCAGGACUGUUCUCAUCACUGCCCAGGCCUCGUGGGGCCAGACUCAAGCUUGGUUGCCCUAGGGAUGGGAUGGGUGCUGGCUGUUCCCAGUGCAUUUCUUCCAGAAGGAAUAAAGGGGCACAUUCUUCCUU
This is a messenger RNA of Peromyscus eremicus (cactus mouse), 1393 nucleotides long. RefSeq names its product proline-serine-threonine phosphatase interacting protein 1 (gene Pstpip1). Lineage: Eukaryota; Metazoa; Chordata; Mammalia; Rodentia; Cricetidae. The transcript has 14 exons. Gene Ontology annotation, cellular component: plasma membrane; cytoplasm; actin filament. Gene Ontology annotation, biological process: actin filament polymerization. The record is from RefSeq and is a predicted model, not a curated record. Gene Ontology annotation, molecular function: actin filament binding. The coding region runs from base 70 to 1218 and encodes 382 amino acids.